Molecule: messenger RNA, 9769 nt
Organism: Chilo suppressalis (striped riceborer)
Lineage: Eukaryota; Metazoa; Arthropoda; Insecta; Lepidoptera; Crambidae
Source: the annotation of a GenBank genome assembly
AUGUCUUGUGUUGUACCAUCAGCGGUGACAGAGAGGCCGGUGCCGGCGUCGCGCACGGGCCCGCGCGGCGUCCAGGUGGUCAACACGGGCCCCGACCACACCUUCAUACUGGACGAGGACGCACUCGCUGAAUUGUUGCUCAAGGAGGAUGUACGAGACCGCAGCGUGGUGGUCGUGUCCGUCGCGGGAGCCUUCCGCAAGGGCAAGUCCUUCCUGCUGGACUUCUUUCUCAGAUACAUGAACCACAAGUACGGCGCGGGCGUCGCCGGGGUCGCGGGGGGCGGGGGCGGGGGCGGGGGCGGCGACUGGCUGGGGUCGGAGGACGAGCCGCUGGAGGGGUUCAGCUGGCGCGGCGGCUCCGAGCGCGACACCACCGGCAUACUCAUGUGGUCCGAGGUGUUCAAGGCCACGCUCGACUCCGGAGAAAAGGUGGCGAUUAUACUGCUGGACACGCAAGGCGCGUUCGACAGCGAGUCGACGGUGCGGGACUGCGCUACCGUAUUCGCCCUGUCGACCAUGCUGUCAUCCGUGCAGAUCUACAACCUCUCACAGAAUAUACAGGAGGACGACCUGCAGCACUUACAGUUGUUCACCGAAUACGGGCGUCUGGCGUUAGAAGACAGCGGGCGGACGCCGUUUCAGAGGCUGCAGUUCCUCGUGAGGGACUGGAGCUUCCCCUACGAGGCGCCCUACGGGGCUGAGGGUGGGCAGACCAUACUGCAGAGACGACUCAAGGUGUCGGACAAGCAGCACCCGGAACUACAAUCUCUCCGUAAACACAUCGCGGCAUGUUUCUCCGAGAUCGCGUGCUUCCUGAUGCCGCACCCCGGCCUGCGAGUGGCUACCAAUCCACGCUUCGACGGACGACUCUCUGAUAUCGAAGGGGAAUUCAAGCGGUCGCUACAGCAACUGUUGCCUAUGCUGCUGGCGCCUCAAAACCUGGUGCCAAAGCUCAUCAACGGUCAACAAGUGAAGGCCAAAGAUCUGCUGCAAUACUUCAAGUCCUACAUGAACAUCUACAAGGGGAACGAGCUGCCCGAGCCCAAGAGUAUGCUGGUGGCAACGGCGGAAGCUAACAAUCUCACAGCCGUAGCUGAAGCCAAGGACGUGUACACAACUUUAAUGGAGGAGGGGCAGUUACUCGAGGCCGAACACGGGCGGGCCAGGGACAAGGCGCUGCAUGCCUUCCAUGCUAAACGGAAGAUGGGUGGGGAAGAAUUCUCGCAAGGGUAUUGUGAUCAGCUAUCUCAGGACUUAGAAGAGCAGUUCCUCCAAUUCGCCGCCCACAACGAGAGCAAGAACAUAUUCAAGGCGGCGCGCACGCCCAGCGUUUUCUUCGCGCUGGCACUGGCACUAUACGUACUGUCUGGCGUGCUGGGUCUACUGGCAUUGUACCCCCUGGCAAACCUCGCCAAUCUGUGCAUGGGACUGGCUUUGCUGACGUUGGUGUUAUGGGCUUAUAUUAGGUACAGCGGUGAGAUGCGAGAACUUGGUGUUACUAUAGACGAAGUGGCAAACUCUUUAUGGGAUAAUGUGAUGAAGCCGGUAUACCAAUCGUGCAUAGAGAAGGGAAUGGAGCACGCGGCGCACGCGGCCGCUGAGAGGAUGGUGGCGCCGACCCGACCCAACGGCAAGAUGAAGGGCUUGUGAUGACCCACCCUGCUCUACACACAGCCCCGUGCGGUGCGCCGUGGGCCACGCGACCGAUGCGCCAUUAUACUCGACAUAAUCUGAAUUACAUAUCGAGGAAGGAAAUUGGAAACGGCACUGGAAAUUGUGUGCUAAAUACGAGAAUUUUGACAGACAAAUGAAAAUUUUAUUUAUAUUAACAGACCGACUAAUGAAAUUUAUGCAGUGGAAAAUGUGUGAUGAAAAUAAGAAUUUUGACAAAGACAAAUGGGAAUUUUGUGACUAUUAAAAGUUUCAUAUGGAAAAUUAGAUAAUUAACAUCCGAUUUGAUUUUAAAAGUGAGGCAAAGGUUUUACUUACAUGCUUCCAGCCUUUGAAAAAGACAAUCUAAAUAAAUCAUUCACCUCUGUUACAAAAUACUCCUAUAAUAUCAGAAUGUUUUCUUUGCUAAUGUAUAUCAUACAGAUUUUAUUCAGUCAAUAUGUCACCAGUGCUUGUAUGUCAAAGUUCACUGGAGAAAACCUUAUACAGAAAACCACUUGCAAUUAGUUAAAACCACUGUGUAUUUAAACAUGAUUAUAAUCAAGAUUCUAUGAAAAUUAAAACUUCUAAAUAGCUGUGAAGAUUUCACAAAGGCAUCGUUGCCAUUGUGGAUUAUCAAAGAAGAGGUCUGCGACGAUAUCACUCGAACUUUCAAUAAUUCUAUCAAGAGUUUAUCCGUGUUGUGUGUGAGUGCAGUGUUGUUAGGAGUACGGGGCCAUCGGGUGAGUGUUUCAAUCUUACGUAAGGCAGUGUACGUUCGGUGAUGGAUUACGUUUACAAACAGUAUGUAGUGAAAUUGUGACUUAGUGCUAGUGUAGUGAAAUUAUUGUGUAUCACUUUGUUAAUCUGGAUAUGAUUGCAUUUGCGAGACGGGAAUACUGAAACAUUACUGCAUUUUCGAGAGUGCACUAUGAUAGACAAUAAAGGUGGUUCUAUAUUUAAAAAGGUGAAAGGUAAUAGAUUAUUGGCGAGUUUUCCUGAUUUACAAUUUGAGCAACUCUCAAAAUUGAGUCACGUUUCAGUAUUAAUCGUUUGACAUUUGGAUAAAGCUCUUUAUUAAACUUCGUUAUGUUCACAACAUAAGAUUAUAUAUUUUAAUCUCGAUGUAAAUAGCUACAAUAGAAUUGAAAAAUCUCCAAAACAGAUAAACUAAGUGAUACCGGUGUUAAAUCGUAAAUAUGAUGGGACAGUUCUGUAAGUAAGACUUGGGAAUAUCGUAGAAAUAUUAGGCACAAAAAUAAUAACAGACACACAGGAUGUUGAGGGAAGUCACUUCCCUGCAUAGGGCAACACGGAAAGGAGUAGCCAUAUUCAAAUAAUAUUAUUCAAAUCCCUCUGUAAUUUUAGGGGAGGGGGUGGGGCACAAACGCAGUUUAACUACACACUCACGCAUAAACAAUGACACGAUACGUCGCCAAAUUCUACAAAAAUGAUACAUUUUCGUUUUUUUCGUUCGUUCCUUCGUAUCAGGGCUUGUUUACCGGUUAAUUUUAAAACCUAAAUCAGUGUCAAGUACAUUAGGAGCGUUUUAUUUAGGUUUGGCUCUACCUUAACCUUAAAUAACCGGUUUUCCUAAAAAGCGAAAACAAAAAGGUUUUUGAAUCAAUUUAGCGGUUUUUAAAGUGUUUCAUUUCGCUCUUACUGACGGCAUCGAUAAUAAAUGAAUAACUUGACUCACUAGAGGCUAGGAAACGUGCCCAUAAAUGCAUCAAACUCUGAGCAUUAACAAGUUGUGACUUGAUUAGUUCAAGCAAAACAAACUUCAAGCGAUGCCGACGCGUGCACGUGCCGCUCUGGAUUAAACCGGUUUAUUAAGGUUUUAGGUACCGCUUUCAUUUCGGACGCGCUACAUACGAAACCUUUACUAAAAACCGGUAACAACCUUUAUUUACCGGUAUUUUCGAAACCGGUUUCAAGCCCUGCUUCGUAUGCCUACUCGACAGAUGGAAAAGCUUUGUAUGCCUACUCCCCUCCUGGCCGCGUCGCUCGUGUUGCUCUACGCUUCUCUAUAACUGCACCUGACUUGUAGUUGUACUUAAAAUAAAGAACAGACAAAUUAAUAUUAGACGUGCAAACGAAAAUGUAUUCUACAGUAGCAAUAAAUAGAACAUUAUAUAUCAUUAGGUUUCCUUCUGUGCGCUGUUAACUCAAUCUCAUUUCAAUAUGUAUUUCUCUUAAAAUCUAAAAGUUUCCUAUGUUAGCGAUACUAAUUAUUAUUAUUGUUACAUAUAAAAACAAUGAUCAGAUACUUUAUACAAUAAUUUAUAGAUAUAGGUACUUGACAAGCGACAUUUUAAUGUGUAAAAAAAAUCCCAUAAGUUGCCAAUACAGCUUAUUAACUGUUGUAUAAUUAUGCUCAUUUAAACAAAAUUGAUUGUUGUAUGCUUUCAGAGUUUAUUUUGUUAUUUACCUAGCUCAAUUCGGACACUUGGCUUUGUACACCUUGAUUUUAGACCUUCUUGCCAAUCACAUAAAGUAUUGAAUUCAACGAGUUCACAAAAUAUGGUUGUGAUCACAGGAGAGUUUUUGAUAUUAGUUGAAAAGGCCCGAGUCACAACUAGCUUUGCAGCUUGUCAAUACGAACACCACCAAUGUCUUCUUUUUCCGUGUUACUUUCAUAUUGGAGUUUUGAAAUAUUUGGUUCUACCCAUAUUAAAUAAUGAUACAAAUACUUUUUAUGUAGAUUAGGUUCAGAAAGUCUAAUACUUAAUUUCUUUAAACUAAUAUUAUAACUGAUGACCUCCGUGGCCGAGUGGUUUUUACGUUGGGUUUCAAGGGUUCGAAACCUGUAUGGGGGCAGAUGUUUGUGUGUUGAAUACAAGCAUUCGUACUCCAGUCAUGGAUGUUUAAUAUGUAUUUCUAUACAAUAAUACUUAUAUAUGUAUCAGUAUAUGUAAUCUAUCCGUUACCCUAGUAUCCCAUAACACAAGCCUACAGUGCUUAAUUUGGGGCCAGGAAAAUUGGUGUAAGUGUUGGAUAUUUUUUUUUAAAGUAAUUGAAAAGCUGCAAACGCUAUAUUAAGGUAGAGUACGAAAGAUUUAUAUCUCUUUACUGUGUCUGUAGGACAAAAACCGACAUAUCUCUUAAAAGAUAUCAAGUUCUUCAUAACUGUAUUAUGUAUUGAAAUUGUAAAUAUAAAAUUGUGUAAAUAAAAGCCAAAAGUGCCUAUCUUCCAAUAUUAAAUGAAUGAGUACUAUUUAAAUAUGGUAAAAAUAUAUAUAAAAAAAAAUAACUUGUCGGUAACUCAUUGUGCCAAACUUUUAAUUCACAUUUUUUAAUAUUUUUUUAAAAACUUUGGCUUCUCAAACCAGUAGUUUUAAUUCGAGAUGUGAAGCUAGUCAAUAAUAACUUGACUGUUUCAUGACAAAAAAAUAUUUUUAUUGAUCACUUAUGUCUUAUGAAUUAUAUAUAGAAUAAUAUGUCAGUUUAUAUGUUUAUUGUUAGAGUAAUGUUUGUUAUAGAGUUGUUACUGGGUGGAGAGUUUUGUUUAUAAAACAAUCAUGGCCGAUUUGUAUAGUAGGUAGGUUUUUAAGAGCGGACGCGAGUUUAGAGACAUUUGAGAAUUAGGUAUUUCAUAAAAAACUAUUGCUGUCACGCAUUGGCAAAUACCGUGUGAUAGAGACAACAGUAGUCGACGCUGAAAAUUGGGUAGAAAAAUUGCAAAAUUCGAAGUUUAGCUCUCGAUGAUUUCCUUCUCGAUAAUUAGAUAUAUGUAAAACAAAAUUUACACAAGGAAUAAUAAGUAGGUAUACUAUGCUUUUAUGUUUUGAUUUUUUGUAAAUGCUCAUUAAAUCUCCACACUAGACGUCUUUAGUGGUGAUAAAAAUUUGUUUAUUAUUGGCAUUUUUCGAGGGCUUCUAGUUUCUUUGAAACACAAGUUAUCGAAAAAUGGAAAAUAUAGGAGGCAUAGAAUGAGUAAAAUUUUAUGUAUGAAAAUCUAUUCUUUAGUGAUAAAAAUCAAGGAGGAAUCAGUCGAGAGCGUUUGUAUUGUAAAAACAUUGCGCGCCUCCCCUCUUAAUUAUGUAAAAUGAUUAAUUGUUACACUUAAAACCAGUUUAUUUGUAAACUUUUGCAUAGAACUUAACGAAUAAUUAUGAAAUGAAUCCCAUUUGACUGUUCACCAGGUGAUGAACAGAUGAUGAUGUUCAAUAGUGGAUACGUUUGGUCUCAACACCAAUAAAAAGUAAAUUGCAUUUUUUUAUUAGAGUUUCUUUUAACACCAUUUCUAAGUUUACCUUAAGACACUCUAGUGUCAAAAUUCUGAUUUUACCUACUAGCAAUAUUUACAAAUGAAUGGUCUUCAAUUAUUUUGCUUUUAUUUAAAGGACAGCACUUGUCGGAAACGGAUUCGAAACCUAUGCUUUGUCUGCAUUGACGUAUAAAAACAAGUAGACUCUCAAUCGCCUAACAAAAGUGCAUUAAAAAAACGUCCGAACGGUGCUGUGCAUACAAAAAACAGUAACACGUUUGUUCAAAUUAACACUUUAUGUCGUGGCAGUAAGCUACAAUGUCAAUUGCACACGAGAGAGAGAGAGAGAGAGUGAUUAUGGUGCGAAAAAGAGAGAUACACGAACACAUGAGCCACUAAAAUGUAAUUAAUAGGGUAUUUGACGGUAUUCAAAAUAAAGUGCCAAUUGUUAGCAUCUGUGUUUAGAAUGAAUAAUGGCGGGGGUUUUUAAUAUGUUAACAAAAAAAAAUAUAUCCAUAAUUUUACUAAAAAUCCACGAAAAAGAUAAUAGUUUUCAUAUCUAUUGUCACGUGACCCAAAACGCUUGGGAUGGGCGGAGCCUAAAAUGACGUCACACACUAGUAAGACGCCAUAUUGUCCAGAAAAACGUUUUCGCGGCAACUUGAAAUGGAGAUUUUGAUUUGGUUAUUUUUACUGAAAUACACAAAAGAAUGAUGAGUAUCCGCUUUUUACGGACUCCAUAAACAUGAGCCAAUAACGUGAGAUCGUUUUCUAAAACUUGUCAAAUACCCUAUUUAGCAAUGCAAUAAAAAAGCUAAGAAAGUUGCAUAAUUUAGUUUUUAGUUUCAGGAGCACUUGAAAUACGGACCUCCAUAUCUUUUAACCGGUGUCAUUUGCGCAGUUUUCAACUGAACAUUUUGUCAUUGCGUGGCGUUGUAAUCAAAGCGUGUUCGAAUCGAAUUCGAAAAUAACUAAAAAUAGACGGGUGUGCGUAAUUUUGCGUCUGUCACUUUUUCAGUGCGAUUGUGAAUCUACUCGUUGUCUACGUCAAUGUUUGUUUGUCUAUUACAUGAACACGCGAUACACACAGCAUCGAAAUGAAAAUCGUUUCAGUUUUCCUCCGUUUUUGUGAAUAAAGACACUCAGAUCGUAAACUUUAAUGAAUUAUCACGAAGAGUUGCGUUUUCGACCGCUCACGUAAUUUAGUUUUAAUUCUGCAUGCAAUUAAUGAGCUUGCGUUAAGGGCUUCUUAUAGGCGCGGUUAUGGGGGGUCUCUAGGUCCGACGUCCGGGCCUCGCGCCACGGUUUGCUCAAUUUUCACUUAGUUUUUAAGUUCUAUACAGCGGACUAUGCAACGGGCAUAUAAGUUUCAUCUUUAUAGGUAGUUGGUAACCGAAGCAAUAAACACAAUUGGGGCUCAAUACAAAUUUAUUUUAUUUAAAAUGACAAUAAUUAUGACAAUCAUACUUGCACUAGAUUACAUUGUAAAGCUAAAUCUCUGGAAAUUUUAGGUGUAACUCGCGCUUGCACCAAUCAAAAAACGAAUCACAAAUGCCGUUGUAAGACACUCUGUCCUUCUCGCACAGGCUAUCCUCAGUAACGUGCGAGGGAGACAGAUCGUCUUGCGUCGGUGUUUUCGGUUCCUCUCUUUAAUGGUACGAGUAAUAGCUCACUUAUUACUGUUAAAUUGAUUUUGUGGUAAGAUUUAUGUAUUUGAUACAAAAAGUAAAUAUACCACAUAUUUAAUAGUUUAUGAUUAAUCUCUCAUAUACUAAAGUUAUGGUAAACAAAAUUAUGGUAUUGAAUUAAAAAUAACAGCAAAAUUAAUUUAAUGUAACGAUUAAUGCCUUGUUGACACCAAGCGCGCUCAAUGUUAAACUUUUAAAUAUUUAAUUGAUAAUUUUAUAGAAAUCUAUGUUUAUUUUAAUUCCCAUUAAAGUAAUAUAGCUUACCGAUUACUAGAAUAAUGUGAUUUGUUGAUUCAGAUCUUCAAGUCCGGACGAUUUUUUGUAAGUGAUAUUAAAUAUUAUUAUUACAAUGAAUAAUAUCCUAGUUUCAAUUCACACGAACCUUCUGAAGGCUGUCAUAGUUUAUCAGCUAGAUGUUGAUUGGUCACUGCGAAAAGCUAAACCAGGUGGAUUAAGCCACCAGCCUUUAUUUGGUCCUUCAGUUUAAAAGUCUUUAUCUCUUCUAAACCUAAUUUCGAUUCGCUAUAUUUGAAAUAGUAAUUAUUUGAUGGCAUGGACAGAUGGGUGUGAAAGAGACAAGUGAUCGUGCGGCCAUUGCAUAUACAAACUAUUGGCCUCACCAUAGCUUCGUUUCAUCAGUUCUGUUUGAUUUAUCUAUAACUAUGGUUGUAAACAGAAAUGUGCCAACUGCAUUUGAGUACUCCUAGCACGAACCAUUAUCGAAUUCGAAUAGUUUACGAGUCUGCAAAUGUCACUGUCAAAUUUUGUAUGGAAACUUGUACAGCAGCGCCACAAAGUGCGUAAAGAGAACUAAAAAUCAGUACACAUUUGACAAUGUCAUUUCGCACUCGCAAAUAUUAUUUUACGGUACUGUACCCCUAGCACGAACCAAUAUCGAAUUCGUAUCGUUUGCGAGUCCGAAAUGUCAUUGUCAAAUGUGUACUGAUUUUUAGUUCUCGUUACGUACUUUGUGCCGCUGCUGUUCAAGUUUCCACACAAAAUUUGACAUUGACAUUUCGGUUUGCAAACUAUUCGAAUUCGAUAAUGGUUCGUGCUAGGGGUACUGAUCUGUCUGUUGUCUUUGGGAGUAGUUUAAAUGCAAUUUGCUCAGGAAAUAAUAUCAGGUAGUAGGACAUCGAAAUUAGACAAUGUCACAGAAAACAGGACCCUGUAUAUAUAACAAUUAUGUUUGUUUUUGUUUGUCCGAGUUAAGAAUCUAUCAUAAGAUCGUAAGCGAUAUUUUAACUGAGGAUUGUUUCUAUUGUGUUUGUUUAUCUGUUAGUGCCAUAAGUCUGCGAUAUGGUGCGGUCGCCGACCGACGUUUUGAAUAAAAAAAUAGAAAUAAAAUGUUUACUACAAAAUAAUAUUAUGUGCCUUGCGCAAUGUUUUUUAAGUUCGUUUUAAUUAUAAACCAUGAUACAUCUAUGCAAAAUAAAUAAUUUCAUCAAAACCAUCUAAACCUUUAACGAGCAGCGCCCUUGGAUGAUGUUUUUCAACUAAAGCUUCAUAUUGGUGUCGAUUCUGGUGUGAUUCUCUAAACUUUAUAACUAAAUUUAUAAUCUUUCUGUCCUCAUCAUUCUGUAUAGAGAAUGGCAACUCUACACUGUUGUCAAAUUUAAGUUUAGAUUUAUUUUUUAGUUCUAUUCUUCUCUAUUGAGAAAGGCAAAGGCAUAGCCAUGCAGCCAUCGUCUUAUUUUUGUAUUAAUCUUCCUGCGUGCGUGUGACGCAUUCUAAUGCUUCUUGGAGUGUUUGGCACGAAAUAUAUCGAGUUGGCUUUUUCGAUAGUCAAUACUACAAUGAAAUUCUCACGUCCACUUGACCGGAAUAGCGUAUAUUUUAAAGAUUCCACUAAUUCUUCAGUUGCGCAGAUGGUUGUAACACAAAAUCACACCAAUUUUAUUUCACAAUAUCCACUAUGAACAAAUUUAAGAAUAAUUAAAAUAAGACGCCAACCGCACUCGAUGAAAUCCCGCCAAAAACCCUUUAAGUUUAGAUUUAGAGAAUAAUGCUCGAAUCGACACCAAUGUAAAACCUUAUUUAUAAUUAAAAUAAAGCGAUUCUGUUUAAUAUGCGUGUAUGUACACUCUCCAUAAAAAAAUAGUAACAAUUUCAAUGGUGUGCAAAACUCCCAUAUCAUAUAAAUAAAAAAAACACGUUUUUUAGAUUUAUUUAUAUCGAUUAAAAUAAUAAUAUAGUUUUAAUGUACUGAUUUACUUCUAGC